UAUGGUUGCUUUCGCCUUUCUCUGACAUCAGUUUACAAGCAGAAAAUUUCAUUACGACGUGCAUUAUGUUCGCUGAUGAUAAGAAAUCAGUCGUUCUCUCGUCGUGUCUCAGUUGCUUAGCCAUUUGGAAAUGUGGGAUGUCGGUAAGUGAUAACAGAAGAACAAGCACAACAAGCACUGCGGCGGAAUCUGCCGUAGAUAUGUAAAACGGAUGUCGGCGACGAUAACGAAGCACUUGUUCUUCAACGCGUUGCAAAGGUCAAGGUGGGGGAAAAUGCUCGGCAUUGCACGCGACAUUGCGUGCAGGUCUGAUUUUAUCUGUCCUCAUUGCUGCUUUGGCCAAAGUGCAUGAGACCACUAGGUAGCGAUAAGCUUGGUUGAAAAAGCUGCUGCACCCUUGAGGAAGCGGAGGAUUCGUGCCUGAAGCCACAGCCAUGCCGGCUCACGGACAAGGACGGGUGCACCGCUUUCAGGACUACGUCGUUGCUGGCGUGAACUGGCGACUGACGCGGUUUGUCGACGAGCUGCCGAAUUCACGUGUAUGCAGCCUCUGCCGCAUGAUUCCAAAGCGUACGGUGCUGUUGCCAUGCUCGCAUGCUCUGUGCCAAUCUUGCCACGCAGCCAGUCUCGAAGAGGGUGUUGGGCAGUGCCCAAUGGAUCAAGAGGCAUUCGAGCAAGCAGAAUGCCAUGAUGUCGACUUUCCUGCCAGGAAAGCUAGCAGCUUGAAGGUAUAUUGCUGGAACGGAGCGCACGGCUGCAAGUACACUGGCACCAUGGACCGCAUGCUGGAGCACUACGAGAGGGAAUGCACAUUUCACACCGUGGAGUGUUUGCGAUGCGGAGAGGAAGUACAGCACAGCGACCUGCCCACGCACUACGUGGCCGGAUGUACCACCGGUGUUUCUACCGCGAUCAGAGUGUACCCGUCCUCGGAGCACACAGCACUGACCCUUGAAGACUUGAGCGCUGCCCUUGAAGACCUGAAGGCGAUGUUGGGGGAUCCCAACCACGACCAGCUGCUGCCAGUGAUUCAGAGUCACUUGAAUAAGCUUACGGAACAAGUGAGAAGCCAGGAAGCCAGGUUCGCUGAGAUCACUCGCCAGCUCGCAGCAUGCGAACAGAAUUUAAAGGGUGAGAUGGCUCAAAUGACCGCCAUGAUUUCAUCCACCGCGUCGAACCAGGAAACAUCUCAGCAAAAUCCGGCGGAGGAAGCCAGGAUGUUGCCAUCGCGGUCAUUCUUCUUGGAAAUGGCGGAUAUACUUCGAGAGUUGAUAUACGUCGCCGGGAGUUCAUUCAUAGCAGUCAUCAUCACCAACAUCGUCGCCUGGAUAUAUCAACGCAUGAAUGCAAAGCUUGACUGAAAAUCACCCCAGCCCUUAGCAAUACUGGUAGUUCUGGGCCCUAGUAUGGGACACUCGCCGCAAGCUUCCCCGCAGCCUGAUUGCAGCCAUGUAUUUGCUCACAGCACGUAUAGUGCAACCAGUGCGACACCCGUCCGGAUUAACGAAUUGGGAGAGUGGUCUAUUUUCUGGCGCUGGAAAACAGUAACGACAUAGUUUAGUGGCAGGUGCGGUUGAGAAAAUUUGUUCAGAUUACGUUGUUGUUCAUGAGGGGCACGUACUCUGCGCUUGCCGUCGGGAAAGAACGCGUUAAUUUGGCUUUUUUGCCCACCGUGCCGAUCGAGUUUUGCGGAACGCUCGUGAACUCUAUAGGUGCUUGCCAUCCGUUUGGCACGGGAGCGCGUGGGAUAUUGUAGAACCAGAAAUUUUCGUUCGCCGAUUUUUUUUUCAGAGGCUCCAAGUCGCCGGCGCUGAAGAAGACGACGGAGACCUCGAGACGCUAAAUCCUUGAAAGAACCAAAUAAAGUUUCUCUCUCUCUCUGUCUCUCUCUCCACCACCGUUGUUCCCGGGAGCACGCUGAAGGCUCAAUGGCACAUUUUCACCUCGCAUUCAGGACCGAAUUGUGUUCAUUGGAAAAUUAUGGUUUCGUCCGAGACGGGAUAAGGAGGUUCGCGAUCUAUCUCGACGAUCAGGAAAUGGACGAUGGUGUCAGAAGUGCAUCUGUGUUCGUCAUCACUGAAUCUGUUUUGCACUACAGAAUCCUCUUGUGAUUUCCCAUAUGUGUGAGUUGAAUUUAACGAAAAUCUUGUUUUUUUUUCGGCUAAAUAAAUUUAGCGCAGCUUAAUUUUUUCUUUGAAAUUUUCUAUGCUUCGUAACUGUCAACCUAUUGUUUUAAGACAUUUACUACCUGCUCACUUUGUUGUUUACUUGUUGUACCUCUACAGUCUGUGUUCCUUAUUAUAUUGUGAUCCUUUUUUGCUCCUCCGGCGGUUUCUUACCUUAUGUCGAUUGUUUUCUCUCUAUUAAUGCCGUGCGCCUGCUAGAGCUAUUGAUUUCAAGGCGGCAUUCAUGGUUGACAUUGCGCUAUAGUACAGCGCAUUGCGCUGCCUGCGAAAUGCAAGUUCGGAGCGUUCAGGCAUUCGCUUAUGACGUUACGCCCAGUUUUCAGCAGCGCCCACCCGCCCGCCCAGGUUGCUGUAUCUUGAAAACCAUCUGCGAUGUGGACAAAGUUCGCCGCGGGCUGUUUUCGCGGCCUAGUUCGCGUUGACGUGAGACGCAGCACGAAAGUCAAUUCGCUCGCUGCUACUGCUGCCGAGCUUCCUCGCUAGAGACACGAGGAACCCUGCGAGACUCAUUGUGAAACAGCCCAUCGGUAUCGCUUGACGCGUCGCGCGCUGCCACCACCGGCCAAGCAACUCGACAAAACGCAAGCGGUCGCGUUUCGGCGACUUCAGACAAACACACACCCACACCCAAAAUACAUUAACAAAAUCACAGGGGGCAGGGAAAGCGACAAAUGUAGGCUCUGUUCAGAAACAGGAACACUCACACACAUAAUGUGGGAAUGCACCUCGCUCCCGUUCUCUCAUCCCCCGUCAGCAGCGAGACUGACGGGACAGCCUGGUUCAGUUCCGGGGACGUCGACCGACAACUUGAACUGGUGGACUGGGCGGAAAAGGCCAAGCAGGCCCAGGGCCUUACUUGAGCCCUUACCCUCAGCCACGUCCCUCUUUACCCUUC
This is a messenger RNA of Dermacentor andersoni, 3081 nucleotides long. RefSeq lists its product as uncharacterized. Gene Ontology annotation, biological process: regulation of canonical NF-kappaB signal transduction. The record is from RefSeq and is a predicted model, not a curated record. Gene Ontology annotation, cellular component: plasma membrane signaling receptor complex; cytoplasmic side of plasma membrane. Gene Ontology annotation, molecular function: tumor necrosis factor receptor binding. NCBI's taxonomy places the organism in Eukaryota, Metazoa, Arthropoda, Arachnida, Ixodida, Ixodidae.